Messenger RNA from Ochotona princeps (American pika), 2370 nucleotides. RefSeq names its product potassium voltage-gated channel modifier subfamily S member 3 (gene KCNS3). Gene Ontology annotation, biological process: potassium ion transmembrane transport; protein homooligomerization. The record is from RefSeq and is a predicted model, not a curated record. The coding region runs from base 415 to 1890 and encodes 491 amino acids. The transcript has 3 exons. Gene Ontology annotation, cellular component: voltage-gated potassium channel complex; membrane. Lineage: Eukaryota; Metazoa; Chordata; Mammalia; Lagomorpha; Ochotonidae. Gene Ontology annotation, molecular function: voltage-gated potassium channel activity; protein binding.
GUGCUCCAGCCCGGAGGGCCCACUGACCGACGGAGCGACGUGGGCGCCCCGCUCUCCUCGCCCCUGCGGCGGCGGGCGCGGGGCCGCGAGGUCAGGCCGGAGCUCUGCAGCGCGGGCAGGCGGGUUGUGCAUAGCGGUGCCCAACGAGCCAGCGGCAGCCGCACUCCUGCAGGUGGCAGUGACCUUCCAGCUCGUGCUUUGGCCUCUAGAACCAGAGAACAGAAUUCUUGCCUUCGUUUUGGCUUCCCAAUGCCUAUGUGCACACCACAUUCUAGCAGGGGAAGAAGGGCGGAGCUUGUCGGAUGACGAUGGACUUCCCACUGGGCAGGAUGCGGACAGAGUAUGUAAUAUCACCAACGCAAGGGUGCAGUGUGACCUUCCUCACGUCCCAUCCCUCUGCCUUCCGGACCCACCAUGGUGUUUGGUGAGUUUUUCCAUCGUCCUGGAUCAGAGGAGGAACUUGUCAACUUGAAUGUUGGGGGCUUUAAGCAAUCUGUUGACCAGAGCACACUCCUGCGCUUCCCUCACACUCGCCUGGGGAGGCUGCUCAUGUGCCACUCCGAAGAGGCCAUCCUGGAGCUGUGCGAUGACUACAGCGUGGCUGAUAAAGAGUACUAUUUUGAUCGUAACCCCUCACUGUUCAGAUAUGUGUUGAACUUUUAUUACACGGGGAAGCUGCAUGUGAUGGAGGAGCUGUGCGUGUUCUCCUUCUGCCAGGAGAUUGAGUACUGGGGCAUCAAUGAGCUCUUCAUUGAUUCAUGCUGCAGCAACCGCUACCAAGAGCGCAAGGAGGAGAGCCAUGAGAAAGACUGGGACCAGAAAAGCAACGAUGUGAGUACCGACACCUCCUUUGAAGAGUCGUCUCUGUUUGAGAAAGAGCUGGAGAAGUUUGACCAGCUGCGAUUUGGCCAGCUUCGGAAGAAAAUCUGGAUCCGAAUGGAGAACCCGGCGUACUGUCUGUCUGCCAAGCUGAUUGCCAUCUCAUCUUUGAGCGUGGUGCUGGCCUCCAUUGUGGCCAUGUGUGUUCACAGCAUGUCGGAGUUCCAAAACGAGGACGGGGAGGUGGAUGACCCGGUUCUGGAAGGUGUGGAGAUUGCUUGUAUCGCUUGGUUCACUGGAGAGCUCGCCAUCCGGCUGGUUGCUGCUCCCUGUCAGAAGAAAUUCUGGAAGAACCCUCUGAACAUAAUAGACUUUGUCUCCAUUAUCCCCUUCUAUGCCACGUUGGCAGUAGACACCAAGGAGGAAGAGAGCGAAGACAUCGAGAACAUGGGCAAGGUGGUCCAGAUCCUUCGGCUGAUGCGGAUUUUCCGAAUUCUGAAGCUUGCCCGGCACUCUGUAGGCCUGCGAUCUCUGGGUGCCACGCUCAGACACAGCUACCAUGAAGUGGGGCUGCUGCUUCUCUUCCUGUCCGUGGGCAUCUCAAUCUUCUCUGUGCUUAUCUACUCUGUGGAGAAAGAUGACCAUUCAUCCAGCCUUUCCAGCAUCCCCAUCUGCUGGUGGUGGGCCACCAUCAGCAUGACCACCGUGGGCUACGGAGACACCCACCCGGUCACCUUGGCUGGAAAGCUCAUUGCCAGCACAUGCAUCAUCUGUGGCAUCUUGGUAGUGGCCCUGCCUAUCACCAUCAUCUUCAACAAGUUUUCUAAGUACUACCAGAAGCAGAAGGACAUUGAUGUGGAUCAGUGCAGUGAGGACCCACCAGAGAAGUGUCCAGAACUACCUUACUUUAACAUUAGGGAUCUUUAUGCACAGCGGGUGCACACAUUCAUCACCAGUCUGUCUUCUGUGGGCAUUGUGGUGAGCGAUCCUGACUCUACAGACGCUUCAAGCAUUGAAGACAAUGAGGACAUUUACAACACCGCAUCCUUGGAGAAUUGCACAGCAAAAUGAGCAGGGAUGUUUGUGCCUGUAUCUCUUGUCCCUUCCCAACAUUAGGUUAACACAGCUUUAUAAACCUUAAUGGGUUCAUUAAAAAUCAUUUAAUUCUCAGGGUGUACCUUUCAGCCAUAGUUGGACAUUCAUUGCUGAAUUCCGAAAUGAUAGAGUUAUCUUUAUUUUUCUCAGUGAGAUCAAUUAAAUGCCUUGUGCUGAAAUUUAUUUUUUACAAGAGAGAGUUGUGAUAUGAUUUUUGGGAAAAAAAUGGAACAUGCUCUUGGAUGGGGUUUGUUGCUGUGGCUUAUGUGUCAUUCUUUGUUUGUCAUUUACUCACAUUGAGCUAACUGUAAACUACUGACAGGUAGAGUCAAAGGCCCAGCUGGCAGAAGACUACAUGCAUGUAUGAUUCACAAAACGAGACCAUGCAUGUAAAUCCAUGUUCAAGUUCUUGACAUGGAAAUUAGGAACCUAAUAAACUUCCUAAUUGAGUAUGGA